AUGUCUCCCGGUCAAAGCAUUAACGAUAAUUUUUCGAACCAAGCGACGAAUUCAAUUAUGAAUUCCUACAUAGUAAAUGUGGGAGAACAAACUUUUCGUCUAUAUCGAUCUUCAAUUACCUUUGACUCACCAAAUUUUUUUUCUCAAACAUUUCUCCGUGAAGAAGAUGCAGAAACGAACAAUACUGUUGAAGCAAACUCGUCCGUUAGCGGUCCGGACGGCCCCGGAAAAGACAAUGAUUCGUCCGCUGUCAUUGAGACUAAAGGAAAAUCAGGCACUCAUACACAAAACUAUUUCUCGUCAGACUCUUCUGUUACAAUUGACAGAGAUCCUAAGCUAUUUGAAAUCAUUUUGAGAUAUCUUCGAGGCUAUAAUAUAUUUCCGCUUUCUUCAGUCAACUUACCACCAGGAAUGUCCCUUGACCUCUUUCGAGAAAGUUUAUUAGAGGACGCACGGUUUUAUCGUUUAGACCGGCUCGCACAACUUCUUCAGGCCGAAACACCUACACCGUUAUGUUAUAAAGAUCCGUUUACUUCAGCAGAUAAGAUCCUUUUAUCCCUCCGCGAUGUACCAAUUCACAAAGAUUUCAUCAAAUCCAAACUUGAUGGAUCAUCUACUAUUGAAUUCUUUACCGGAGCAGUGCUUACUAUCGAACUAGAGUCAUCAGAUGCUUCUAUACGGUUUCAUACAAAAUUUUUAAACGAACAAGAUCAAAAAGCUUUGGAAACAUUGGGAGAGAUUUGUGGAGAAAACUCACAAAUUCAAUUUUCAAGACAACUUUACGCCAACAUGCAAGAUACGUUGAAUGGCAUACGAUUAGAAAUUGAUGGGGUGCAGGUCACUGGUAUGGACAUUUCUUCUAUAGAAGCUUAUAAUCAGAGUAAUCAAAGGGUCAAGGCGUUAGAAGACAUGUUUAGGAUUUCUGGAGGUCAACGUUUAGUCAUAUAUGCGCAAGAGUUUGUUUUUAGACUGGAUCGAAUUAAAUCCUCGACUAUUGAUGGCAAUCAAAUAAGUUCAGACACUAUUAAUAGUAAUAAGAACUGUGAGGAUCCUGUUAAUUUCAAUGGCGUGAUCCCUUCAGACAGCAAUGGAAUGGAAGUAACUGUCAAAGAGAGACAAGAAUACAUUGAACGUCCUGACGACGAUACCAAUAGAUCAAAUAUAGUCGAAGUGGAUGAUCGCAGUCAUUGUGAAGAGAGUAACAUUAAUAGCGUAACGAUCGAAAACAAUAACAACAAUAAUGCAGACGAAGGUAAUAUGGUGUAUCUUGGCGUUGUAUGGGCUAAAGGUUGGACACAAGAAUGGUGGGCAUGGAAUGAGUACAGAAUGAAAUUAGAUGCUCUUCAAUAA
Molecule: messenger RNA, 1350 nt
Organism: Cetraspora pellucida
Lineage: Eukaryota; Fungi; Glomeromycota; Glomeromycetes; Diversisporales; Gigasporaceae
Source: the annotation of a GenBank genome assembly